AAGCAGCAGGAGAAGAAGAAGAGACUUCCGGCUCCUCCACACCUGAGUUCAUUGAAUGAGGUUUAAAAGCAGCUAGCAUUUGUUUUGGUUCUAACGUAAUACUGAAAGAAAUACGCUCCACACCAAGUCGGAAGCAGCUCGACACACAUUCUUAUAAGUCUGCGGAUUUACGGUGACGAGCUGGCGCAGGUCGUGGGCUGUCCUUGGAUAAUGCGUGACAGUGGUGGCAGUCUGGCCCAGAACCGCUGGCAGGGAGACCUGGGUCUGACCACUGUGGGCCAGGACGACACAGGAGGAGGUGGGAUACCCGGAGACCACCUCAUAGUCCCAGUGUCGGGUCACAGUGUGUCCAGCCCCGUCCAGUUCAGACUCGGCAAAGAAAAAGUAGGCGAGUAUGUCGGCGAGGAGGACGGGAUAGGUGUGAUUGAGGCGAUAGGGGACGAGGAGGAAGAAGUGAACAAUCUCGACGGGGAGGACGUUGGCGAGUUUGAGGGCAAAGGCUGGGAGAACAAUGAGGACGAGGAAGAGGACGGCGAGGAAGAUGGAGACCAGGAGGAGGCAGAGGAGUGGGACAUCCCCGAUUUUCUUGCCCAGUACCCUGUACCGCAACACCAACAACCUCACGGACAGCAGCAGAAGGUAGAAAAAGUGGUCCCCGUGGAGGACGCCGUGUCCCCGGCGGCGGCGGCGGACGCACGGGAGUUGUUCAUGUCCAACCUCAGCCGGUACCGGGCUCUCAAGAGGCUCCGGCGCUUGCAGCGUUUACGAACCCACGGGGGCCUUGGAUUCCGACUCACGCAGCAUUGGAAAAGCUGGCGCCAGCGAGCCCGGUGGGUUUGCUCGCUAGCGCACCGAUGGAGCGGCCGAGGGCAAAGGUACAACGCGCACGGCGGCAAGCAGCGAAGGAUAAAAAGGCAUCGGCAGUCGACGUACCACGACGAGGACGACAGCAACGACGAGCGGUUCACAGUAUCUGAGAGAGAUAAGCAGAUAAAUGGCUGUUCUUCAGACAAGCAAGAGGACAGAGCGAGGUGGCAGAUGGAGGUUAAACCCGUGGAGCUGGCCCUUACUGAGGAGCACACGAGUUGCGUCAGUGGUAUUCUUGAAGAAUCCCUACAGCAGUAUGGCAGUUUGAUCCCCAUCCACGUGGACGACAUUGUGGAAAAGCUUCAGGACAUCUUCGGCGAGAGCUUCUCACAGCCGCACAGGAAAGCAGUGGUCCAACAUCUAAUACAAUCCUUCCAACGGUCGUCGGGAUCAGUCAUGGCUAAAACGUUCAGAGUCAACUACAAACGCCACGUCCUGACCAUGGACGACCUCGGCACUUUGUACGGACAGAACUGGCUCAAUGACCAGAUUAUGAACAUGUAUGGAGACCUGGUCAUGGACUCGGUGCCAGAUAAGGUGCAUUUUUUCAACAGCUUCUUUUAUGAUAAGCUAAGGACAAAAGGCUAUGAAGGAGUCAAACGGUGGACAAAAAAUGUCGACAUCUUUCAGAAGGAUCUGUUGUUGAUCCCCAUCCAUCUGGAAGUUCACUGGUCGCUGGUCAGUGUCGACAUUCCUCGUCGCGCCAUCACGUACUUCGACUCUCAGCGGACCCUCAACAGGCGAUGCCCAAAGCACAUUUUCAAGUAUCUGCAAGCCGAAGCCAUCAAAAAAGGCCAACGAGACUUUUUGACGGGAUGGAAAGCCUUUUUCAAAAUGAAUGUGGGUCGCCAGAACAAUGACAGUGACUGUGGGGCUUUUGUGCUACAGUACUGCAAAUGCCUGGCGCUAGGGCAGCCUUUCACCUUCGGCCAGCAGGACAUGCCCCGGCUCAGAAGGCAAAUGUACAAAGAACUGUGUCACUGCAAGCUCACCCUGUAACCUAACCGACCCCCCCGACUCCACUGAAGAAAAAGAAGAAGAAAAACGACGGAAGGACAAUGACGGAAACAAGAAGGAGGACGACUAGAAAAAAACUUUUCAAAAAAACUUUUUGUUUCUUUUCCUCUUCUCUCUCUGACAACAUCCAGAGAAGUUACGUAAAACUCUAUGUGGCGUCAUUAUUUCACCUGGUUUUUGUCCGUGUUUGCUUCCCCCCCUGCUUUCAUACUUCUAUUAAAAAUGUCAUGGUUGUUCUAUUCUGGUUGACAGAGGCCAACACGAGCUUCCUCUUUGGAAAUGUGCUAAUUAUGCAUCCUGCUUAUGUUUCAGUCUGAAAUGAGGCGUAAAUAUAUUGAGGGAGGGGAGUUAAAUCACCCGAAGUCCACCCUGAUUUUUUUUAUUAUUUUAUAUAUAUAUAUAUAGAUGGCAAAAUAAUUUGAACCACUUUGUGUAUGCUUGUAGUUUAAAGGUACCAGUAGGUUUUCCAUCCAUCCAUCCAUCCAUCUAUCCAUCCAUCCAAUCAAUGCUUUACGCUCACAUCUUUAAAAAUAAUAAUAAAAAAUGAAGAAUAUUGACCACCAUGAUAUAAUAGUCCCGUUCUACUGCCAGUUUUGUGGACAUUUUACACAACAUGUUCGCCAGUGUUUCAACAUUUUCUUCUGAAAAAGGAACUUGCCCCACUUUUUAUUAUUUUUUUUUCUAGCGUAGAGAAACUAAGGACACACUACGUUAUUCGCCCAUCUGCCUGAAACUUUCUUUAACUCACUUUUGCCAGUUGCUAAAAUAAAAUAAAAAAUAAAAUAAAAAAAUACACCUUCAUGUUCUCGAGGUUGGAUCUGUCGGCAACCCCGGAGGAAAAAAAAAAAAAAAAACAACAAAAAAAAAACAGAUUGCAUUUAUCUUUUUCUGUGUAUUAUCAGUAAACGUGGUGAUAUGCUAAAUUGCUUCUUUUAACAGACGGUGUUAAAAGGACUACGAAUCUGUGCUAUUUUUGGAGUACGUACAAAAAAAAAAAAAGAUAUCUUCUGUUAGUAUGUCUUUGAAAAAAAAUAAAAAUAAAAAAUCUUUUGGGUAAGGACCACAACAGGCACAUUAUGUCCACAGUGGAGAUAUAUUGUUCUCCUUGCUCUCCUUUUUAUAAUAAAGACAAAUUUGUGGAUAA
Molecule: messenger RNA, 3028 nt
Organism: Mugil cephalus (flathead mullet)
Lineage: Eukaryota; Metazoa; Chordata; Actinopteri; Mugiliformes; Mugilidae
Product: sentrin-specific protease 5-like
Exons: 12
Coding region: 211-1866 (551 amino acids)
Biological process (GO): protein desumoylation
Cellular component (GO): nucleus
Molecular function (GO): deSUMOylase activity
Source: RefSeq, a predicted model, not a curated record